This is a messenger RNA of Schistosoma turkestanicum, 1653 nucleotides long. NCBI's taxonomy places the organism in Eukaryota, Metazoa, Platyhelminthes, Trematoda, Strigeidida, Schistosomatidae. The record is from the annotation of a GenBank genome assembly.
GAGCACAUGUAGUCAGAAUUAACAGUUUUUACAACCUCAUACAUAGGUUUAUAUCUACAUAUAUACAUCUAUCAAAAACUCAAACAAGCUUGACAACUUUUUUAUCAUGAGGAAAAAAGAAGUACUCUCACCUCAGAGGGAACAGGAAUUCAUUGAUGAUUGUCUACGCCAUGUUGGAAGUAAACAGCAUUUAUUUUACGAAACACAUGUUUGUGCCAUAUUUCGUGUACGUGCUAAUGCAGCAGAACAUUUCACUGAAACAAGAGCAUUACAACUACUGGAAAAAUAUCGUCGUAAACGACAAUCCCAUUGUACUGGAAGUUUAUUAGAAGAUCGUAUUAGUUUUGAACGAAACAAAUCAUCCGGUAAGAUACCAUUUCGUCCAUGGGUAACAUAUAAGGAAAUUAAAGAAAUAUUCAUCAACAGAGUUAGACCAGUUUUUUUUGUACUAUGUAUAGAUUCUAUGUAUAGUACUAUGAAAUAUUAUGAGAUAUAUAAAUGUAAAAUUCCUGAAACAGCGCAAACAGUUUGUGACUAUAUUAGACGUGCAAUGACUGAUACAGAUAAAGUACUGCGUGACUUAACAGCUAUUCGACAAGUUUUUGUGGAUGAUGUAGGUCGUGUACGUUCAGUGAGUAAUUUUGAACUUGAAAACAACCGUGCAACAAUUUCCGUAGCAGAGAAUCAUCAUAGUUAUUAUGCACAAAAUGAUAUUAGUCCUACUUAUUUAACAUCACCAGCUACAGUUUCACCCUUGAAACAGAGUUAUAACCCAUCACUUAGUGCUAGUGCUAAACGUCGAACUAUUGACAGUCUGUUAGAUGUAACCUAUCUCACAUACGAUCCACACAGAGGUAUUACAACCAAUAGAUAUGGACCUGUGUAUUUGUAUUUGUAUAGACCAAAAUGUCCAGGAACUUUAGGAAAUAAUUCACUUUACUCGGAUAGACAUAGUACUUACAGUUAUGUGAAUGAAGAUCAUCAUAUGAUCACACCAUACAGAUAUUAAAGUUAAACAAACUGUCAACUAUUUUUUUCCAAACGUUCAUUCAUAAAGAAUAAAGAUUGUUUGCUUUUGUUUUUAAUUUUCUAAUGUUACCUAUCAUAAGUUGAUUGAUAAUAUACAAAAAUGAAUAAUGUAAUAACAGGAAUUCUUAUUGAUAAUAUUCUUCAAGUAUUUUGAUUUUAUGAACUUAUCAAUUUUUUUUUCCAUGGAUCUGCAACAUUUUAUUGCCUAUGACUGGCUAAUUUUCGAUCAUUUCGGCUUUCGAUAAUUUUCUAUUUUACUGUUUAUUAGCCGUUCUUCAAUUCUGUUGUAUUUUCCUAAUUUUCUGAAUGUAACACACUUCACAUAUAUAAUCACUGCCAUUGAUUAACAUGCUUCUUUUUUAUUUCAAUUCAAAUAAUUGACCAUUUGUACAUGUAUAUAUACAUAUAUAUUUAUAUAUAUUUAUAUUAUUUAUAUCUGUGCAACAAAACAAAAAACGACAAAGCAGUACAGUAUGAAUGUUAAUUUUUUUUAAAAUUUACAUAGGCAAUAAUUAUAUUUAUUGAGUAAACAAAAAUGCAUACAAUUAUUUAUUAAUCAAAUAAAAUAUUUAAUUAAUUGCAUUAAAAAACAAACAAAGUGAACAUCUAUAUAUUUGAAUAAUU